Molecule: messenger RNA, 1213 nt
Organism: Nilaparvata lugens (brown planthopper)
Lineage: Eukaryota; Metazoa; Arthropoda; Insecta; Hemiptera; Delphacidae
Exons: 3
Coding region: 271-933 (220 amino acids)
Biological process (GO): regulation of transcription by RNA polymerase II
Cellular component (GO): transcription regulator complex; nucleus
Molecular function (GO): DNA binding
Source: RefSeq, a predicted model, not a curated record
GUUCCAUGCCAGCUGGGCGGCAGUUAACACGCGGUCUACUCUCUCGCCAUUUUGUUUUUUGUCUCGCUCCUUGUUUUGCUGUGUUGUUUUGUCAGUUGCUGUAACAAAACUAACACUGUAGAGAAAGAGAGAGAAAGUGAUAGAGUAAGAUUAAGAGUAGAGUUAGAGGGAUAGAGUAAGAUAAAGAGUAGAUUGCAGUUAGAGUAGGUGCGAUAGAGUGAAACCCAUCACUCUCUCUCUCUCUCUCUAUUUGAGCUGAGUGAAGACAAAAUGAUGGACAUGCUAGAUAGUGAAAUGAUAAUUUCGGAAGUUCAGCGUUACCCGUGUGUUUAUGACUACGACGAUCCGGAUUACAGGAAUCAGAAAUUAAGGAGGAACGCGUGGAUGAGUAUAGCCAUGAACGUGGUGGGGGAACAAUGGGACGAUAUGGACAAAGAAACUAAAGAGAGUAUUGCAAAGGAUGUUCAAAAGCGAUGGAAGAGUAUGAAGGAUAGUUAUCAAAAGUCACUGAAGGAAGAAAGCAAAAACGCUGAUGGAAAUGCCAAGAAAAAACGUUACGUCCAUCACAAACAACUGAGCUUUCUCUUACCAGUUUUUAAUCAGAGAAAGGCAGAAAAUACGAGUGGACUCGACGAAGAUCAUUCUGAGUCUAUGCUUGAAGGAGAAAUGAUUGUACUCGAUAAUAAUUUAGAGCCAGCUGUUACUGUGGAAAAUUCGCGUUUGUCAAGAAAACGAAAACAUGAUCAGUUAGAGAAUGGAAGGACGAAAGAUUCCUACAUACCGGUACAGUCUGCUCCUCGACUUGAAAAUGCUGAUCCCGAUGAGAUGUUCUUGCUAUCCCAACUACCCGCUGUGAAAAGGUUGAAUCAAAAUGACAAAAUGCACUUUCAGAUUAAGUUUCUGCAACUUCUGCAGUCCUACAGUAAACAUUGAUAUUGUGUAGAAAGAACACCUAGUUGUAAAUACGAUCAGAAAACGGCCAAAUUUUCUACGCAUUCCAGAUUUUAAGUAUAAAGACUGUAUUGUAUAAGACUAUUCAAAAAUCGAAGAAGUAGUCAAGUAGUACAGUAAUAUAAUAGAAAAAGCAUUCAUGGAGCUUAUGCUUUCUCUAUGGUAGUACAACUUGUUAAUUUUUUAGUUUUUUGUAUACCGUACUAUUAUUUUCUAUGUUGUAUCACAUAUUUUAUUAAAUAAAGCUUACCAUUGCGUAACA